Molecule: messenger RNA, 1209 nt
Organism: Daphnia pulex (common water flea)
Lineage: Eukaryota; Metazoa; Arthropoda; Branchiopoda; Diplostraca; Daphniidae
Product: lactosylceramide 4-alpha-galactosyltransferase-like
Exons: 3
Coding region: 1-1146 (381 amino acids)
Biological process (GO): glycosphingolipid biosynthetic process
Molecular function (GO): hexosyltransferase activity
Source: RefSeq, a predicted model, not a curated record
AUGCUGCCAUCAACUUGUCGGGGUAAAUCUGUCUGCACGAAGAAAAUAUUCACUGGUCGAUUUCUUAUUUUUUGUUUAUUAACACUUACUACUGUCGUCUACGGUCUUAUCCUUUUAAUAAAGCCCAACAUACUGAGCUCAUUUAAAACUGCGACAAACAUAAACUGCGGCUCUAGCUGUUGUUUGGCUUCUACCAAAAAGUAUUUUUGUGGAAGUUCAAACGUAACCAAUGGAUCCUCUGCAUGUCCAAAUUCUCGUCUUGAUAAUAUUGAUUUCAAAAAUAACGAAAUCAAUUCUCAGAGGGACGAGGAAAGAGCUUUCUUCUUAGAAACAUCAGGAAGUGGAACCCUAAACUUUCGACAGGCUUGUUCUGUGGAGUCUCUUGCUUUGCAUAAUACAAAUUUGACUGUUAACGUGCUUUUUGUGGGAAGAAAAGAUAACACAAGUUUGAUCUUGCAAACGCUGAAAGAGAAUUACAACAAUAUUAACUUCAUCAGAAUAAAUUUGGAUAACUACAUUGCCAGGACACCUCUGGAGAACUGGUAUCUUGGCAAUGAAUGGAAUACGGGACCUUUUAAAGUUUCUCAUCUCAGCGAUGGGCUCCGUUUUCUGACUCUCUAUAAGUACGGAGGCUACUAUUUUGAUCUCGACGUAAUAUCGGUGAAUACUGUAACGUAUUAUCGUAACUUUGUCGUCGCGGAAGAUGAUGAUUAUCUUGGCAGUAGCGUGAUGCAUGCUGACUUCAAAAAUCCUCUCAUGCAAUUAGCCAUCCAAGAUUUCGUUGCUAACUACAGGUCAGAUGACGCAGGAUACAACGGACCAGGUCUAUUGUUGCGUGUUUUAAAAAAAUUGUGCAACGUUCUAGAUGUACAGUCGAUGGAUUAUAUUUCUUGCCGUGGGAUUAAUGUACUCCAUUAUUCUUCGUUUUAUCCAGUGCAUUGCUCUGAAACAGAAGAACUUUUAAUUCAUAGAUGGCCAAAUGAAACAGCAAAGCCAACUUGGCUAACUCAAAAAGUCAUUGGUGUUCACACAUGGAAUAGAUUAACUUAUAACAAACCAAUCUAUAAGAAAUCAACGCAGUAUUACAGUUGGUUGACUAGGGUUAACUGCCCUUUGAUCUUUGGCAUCGCAGAUGAUGUAUUUUAAAAUAUACAUUUAAAUCGGUGUGCUGAAAUAUUUCUUUUUGUUUUAGCGUGAGAAAAUCGAACA